Scatophagus argus is the source of this 2819-nucleotide messenger RNA. RefSeq names its product peptidase, mitochondrial processing subunit alpha (gene pmpca). The transcript has 13 exons. The record is from RefSeq and is a predicted model, not a curated record. Gene Ontology annotation, molecular function: metal ion binding; metalloendopeptidase activity. Bases 87 to 1640 code for a protein of 517 amino acids. NCBI's taxonomy places the organism in Eukaryota, Metazoa, Chordata, Actinopteri, Scatophagidae. Gene Ontology annotation, cellular component: mitochondrion.
UCGGGAUGUAAUAAGCGUGUCAGAGGCGGAAGUGAAGAAAGCUUUCAUCAUCUUCCGGGUUGAUUUCGGGUCACAGAGGAGCCAAGAUGGCGACGCACAUGUCGAGGUGCAGAACCUGGAGUCGUGUUCAAAGGUUUGGGAUUGCAGCUUACAGAAAGUACAGCAGUGGUGGUGCAUAUCCAAACAUCUCCCUCUCUACACCACUGCCUGGGAUCCCCAAGCCAGUGUUUGCAUCUGUGGAUGGUCAGGAAAAAUAUGAGACCAAGAUCACUACUCUAGAAAAUGGCCUCAAAGUAGCUUCUCAAAACAAGUUUGGUCAAUUCUGCACAGUUGGAAUUUUAGUAAAUUCUGGAUCCAGACAUGAAACAAAGUACCCAAGUGGAAUAGCACACUUCUUAGAGAAACUCGCCUUUUCUUCCACAGCUCAGUAUGGGAGUAAAGAUGAAAUUCUCCUCACAUUGGAAAAACAUGGGGGGAUCUGUGAUUGCCAGACGUCAAGAGAUACCACCAUGUACGCAGUGUCUGCUGAAGUGAAGGGGCUGGACACAGUGGUCAGUCUUCUCUCUGAUGCUGUUCUGCAGCCUCGCCUGCUGGAUGAAGAGAUCGAGAUGACCAAAAUGGCGGUGCGCUUUGAGUUGGAAGAUCUAAACAUGAGGCCAGACCCUGAGCCCUUACUCACUGAGAUGAUCCAUGCUGCUGCAUAUCGAGGCAACACAGUUGGGCUGCCACGCUUUUGUCCUGCAGAUAAUGUGGACAAGAUUGACAGGGGAGUUCUGCACAGCUACCUGUGUAACUACUACUGUCCUGAGCGGAUGGUGCUGGCUGGAGUGGGCAUCGAACACGAGCAGCUGGUUGAAUGUGCCAGGAAGUACCUGCUGAAUGCGAAGCCGGUGUGGGGAACGAGUUCAGGAGGCACCGUGGACCUCUCUGUCGCACAGUACACCGGUGGCAUCAUCAAGAUGGAGAAGGACAUGUCAGAUGUGAGCCUUGGCCCCACCCCGAUCCCAGAGCUCACCCACAUCAUGAUCGGCCUGGAGAGCUGCUCCUUCCUGGAGGAUGACUUCAUCCCAUUCGCAGUGCUCAAUAUGAUGAUGGGUGGUGGUGGUUCCUUUUCUGCAGGAGGACCAGGGAAAGGCAUGUUCACCCGUCUGUACCUGAACGUGCUCAACAGACAUCACUGGAUGUACAAUGCCACGUCCUACCACCAUAGCUAUGAAGACAGUGGUCUGCUGUGUAUCCAUGCCAGUGCAGACCCCAGACAGGUGCGGGAAAUGGUGGAGAUAAUAACCAGAGAGUUCAUUCAGAUGGCUGGCAGUGCGGGAGAGAUGGAGCUGGAGAGGGCCAAGACUCAGCUCAAGUCCAUGUUGAUGAUGAACCUCGAGUCGCGGCCGGUUAUUUUCGAAGAUGUUGGUCGUCAGGUUCUUUCCACAGGAAAGAGAAAGCUGCCACAUGAACUUUGUAAUUUAAUAAGCAGCGUGACAGCCAGUGACAUUAAGAGAGUGACCACCAAGAUGCUGCGCAGUAAGCCCGCAGUAGCAGCUCUAGGAGACCUGACAGAGCUGCCCUCGUAUGAACACAUCCAGGCCGCCCUGUCCAGCAAAGACGGACGUCUGCCCCGCAUGUAUCGCCUCUUCCGAUAGACCGCCAUGGACAUCAAGCCGGUCAUCAGAGGCAAAAAUCACUGUAAAUUAACUGGACUGGAAAGUUUCGCUAGUGUUCCCUCUCACCACAGAACUCGACACCGCUCACUCUGGGAGGGGACUGAUACCUGGGCUCUCUCUCUCUAUGCGUGGGGAUUUUAACGAAAUGUUGCAUUUUACUCUUCAGUAACGUUAGUCUGCAUACAGUUGGAGCACCUGUAUUUAUUGUUUGCGAUCAGAAAGCCAUAUUUCAUUAUGUACUGGGAUGGUUAGCAGGAGUUUGGCUUUACAGGGACGAAUCAACCCCGAAGCCAAAAUUAAACUGUUAAUUUCCCCAUUUCAGAAACUCCAGUAUCAGCCUUCUGUUAUGUUUAUGAAUGAUUGACAUUACAAUGUGAAGUUUUCUUCAGAGUACAUCAACGUGUAGACAAGCAGAAGGGGACAGCUAACGUCCCCAGCACUCAGUUAUUUUGUACUUUGCCUCAAGGCUCUGAAAUUCAGAGCUCCGUGUUGAACUUUCUCCUUUUCCAGAGUGAAUGGAUUAAAAAAAAAAAUCUUUAAAAAUUGUACUAUUUAUACAAGAGCACUUCAUAAUGUCCCUUUACAGGCACAGGCGACACGAUGGAGCGGUGGUGAUUAAGAAAGUAAUCCUUGGAAAUAUUGAGAUGUAUGUGACAAACUUAGAACUGGAUCCAAUUUGUCCUCAAGACUGAAAUCAUGGAUUCUGUCAUCAUUGUGUCUCUGAUGUACUUUAAAGAGAUAGAACUCUAAAGUGAAAACCUUAACUUUGUUUUGUGUAUUUGUGGUUGUGUCGAUGUCCUUGUAAAUUAAAAAAAUAAAAUAAUUAACACAAAUUAAAUUAAAGGAAGAAUGCAACAUUCUGGAAACACUCAUUUGCUCUAUGGCAUAGUUGAAUAAGAAGAUCAAUACAUUCUUCAAAUAUCAAAGUGAGGUCAAUCAUCUCAUCCAACACUGCCAGAGAGCAAAUAAACAUUUCCAGAAUGUUGUACUGUUCCUUUAAGAGACAAGUUUCCUCGGUGUUCAGGUGAAUUUCAAGGCUUACAUUUUCUAAACUAAAUUUUACUGGAACUUCAUUGGCUUCUGACUAAAGUGAAUAUACAAUAAACUCUGUUAACAUCUGUGUACCAACUUGUUAAUAAAUGUUAUUUCUUCCAUAAA